Odontomachus brunneus is the source of this 1946-nucleotide messenger RNA. RefSeq names its product putative fatty acyl-CoA reductase CG5065. NCBI's taxonomy places the organism in Eukaryota, Metazoa, Arthropoda, Insecta, Hymenoptera, Formicidae. Gene Ontology annotation, cellular component: peroxisome. Gene Ontology annotation, molecular function: alcohol-forming very long-chain fatty acyl-CoA reductase (NADP+) activity. Gene Ontology annotation, biological process: long-chain fatty-acyl-CoA metabolic process. The record is from RefSeq and is a predicted model, not a curated record. The transcript has 9 exons. Bases 205 to 1758 code for a protein of 517 amino acids.
AAUGGACGCAGAAGCAUCAGGUUGUAUUAGCGGACUUUCUCGGUCUACUACAACCGGAUCGCCUUCCGAGAGAGGACGACCGUCCAGCGCACGGCCCGAGCGGUUUCACGCGCGAACCUACGCCGCAUUCGUGCCACGCUCCUGUCCGGCGACCGUUUCAUUUUACACCGCGGUAGAGUCUUGAGAAAUAAUACCUCGGCCACGAUGGAACAGACGAGCAAAACCAACGAGGUGACGGAUAGAAUAAUGGAGACUUUCGCCGGACGCAAGAUUAUGCUAACGGGGGGCACAGGAUUUUUAGGGAAAGUCCUGGUCGAGAAACUGCUGCGGUGUUUGCCCGAUAUUGCGCAUAUUUACAUCCUUAUGAGACCGAAGAAGGGCAAGGACGUUAAACAGCGAUUGGAUGAAAUAUUCAACUCUCCGCUUUUCGAAAAAGUCAAGGCUCAAAGAGGAUUAGCGGCGCUUCGGAAGGCGGUAACGGUCAUUAAUGGAGACAUAUUAAUGCCAGAUCUCGGGAUCUCUCCGGAGGAUAGGAAGAUGCUCUGCGAAAAUGUCAAUAUAGUAUAUCACGCAGCAGCUACGGUCAGAUUUGACGAGAUGUUGAAGAAAGCCGUGCUUAUGAAUACACGCGCCACAAAAUUAAUGAUAGAGCUGGCCAAAGAGAUGAAGAAUUUAGUUCUGUUUGCUUACAUCAGCACGGCCUAUUGUCAUCUGGAAGAAAAGGUUUUGCGUCAGAAAACGUAUCCUCCACCCGCCGAUCCUCACCAAGUGAUCAAAUGCGUGGAAUGGAUGAACGAUGAAGUGGUCGAGGCCAUGACGGACAAGAUUCUGGGGACGUAUCCCAACACUUAUGCUUUCACGAAAGCCUUGGCGGAGGGUCUCGUUGAAGAAUCGCUACCGCAUAUUCCGUCGAUAAUUCUAAGGCCAAGCAUAAUUAUUCCUGUGUGGAAGGAACCACUUCCCGGUUGGACGGACAAUAUCAACGGUCCUACUGGUCUGUUGAUUGGCGCCGGGAAGGGAGUAAUUAGGACGAUGUAUUGUGACCAAGAGACAUACGCCGAUUAUUUGCCGGUCGAUAUCGCAAUCAAUGCCAUUCUCGUCGCUUCGUGGAACUUCAUUUAUUUCAAGGAUCGGGAGAAACGGGUCUUUAAUCUCACGAGCAGUAGCGAAUUUCAGGUCUCCUGGGCGGAAAUAAUAGAACGAGGCCGAAAAAUCACCCAGAAAGUACCUCUGAACGGAGUCGUGUGGUAUCCAGGUGGUAGUAUGAAGAAAUCGCGACUCCUGCAUAACAUUUGUAUUCUGCUGUUUCAUAUGAUACCGGCCUAUCUCAUCGACGCUUUAAUUUUUCUAGCUGGUCACAAACCCAUCAUGUGUCGUGUGCAUCGUCGUAUAAACAAAGGAUUCGAAGUAUUCGAAUAUUAUGCGAAUAAUCAGUGGGACUUCGAUAAUUCCUACGUGAUCGAAAUGAGAUAUAAGUUAAACAAUCUGGAAUUUGAUAAGUAUCAAUUGCACGGCGAUGACAUGGACUUAGACGCCUAUUUCGAAACUUGCAUUCGAGCUGCCAGAGUUUACAUUUUAAACGAGCUUCCAGAAACUCUACCGGCUGCUCGUAGACAUCUGAGAAUCAUGUACUGGGUGGACGUUAUCGUGAAAACUCUAUUUUUCCUGUUUCUUUUUUACACCCUGAUAAAUUCUAAUGACUUCACUAAAACGAUGGUUGCUGACAGUGCGACAUACAUUGUAAAGCAAUUAAUAUAAUUUCUUUAAUCUUAAUCUUAAUCACGUUGCAAUUUCUAACACAGCUUGAAAAUUAUCUUUUUUAUAUUGAUCGCAAGGAUCGUUUAGAUAAAUUAUCAGUGAUUUUUUCACUUAAUCUCCAAAAGAUAUAACAGUGUUUCUCCUUGUAUACGCUGUAUAACUCUGUAUAAUAAAAACAUUGAAACACA